This is a messenger RNA of Trichophyton rubrum CBS 118892, 1149 nucleotides long. RefSeq lists its product as uncharacterized. Gene Ontology annotation, biological process: intracellular protein localization. The transcript is spliced from 3 exons. The coding region runs from base 1 to 1149 and encodes 382 amino acids. NCBI's taxonomy places the organism in Eukaryota, Fungi, Ascomycota, Eurotiomycetes, Onygenales, Arthrodermataceae. Gene Ontology annotation, cellular component: plasma membrane. The record is from RefSeq and is a predicted model, not a curated record.
AUGUCGGCGCCAUCUCUCCUGGAGAAUGAGUACCGCAACAGACUCCCAACCCUGCUGGAAGUCCUGGGGAGACGGACUCUUGCACCUGUCGACCUGUUUUCAUUCUACAUCUACAUGAGAGACCAGCAAUGCUCUGUGGACUAUCUCGAUUUCUGGCUUGAUGUCUCCCAGCACAUGUCUCUGUGUCGUCACUACGUACGUGAACUACGCCGCUCUGUCCUCCUCGAGACCCCAGAACCCGAGAAAUUCGAUAGCCGGCCUUCUACUGCUUCCCAGCGACACCGGGAUGCCCUCCCAGGCGACGGAGAUUUCGCAAAUGGUGCCACCAAUGGACGUAGCCAUGGCAACGGUGAACUUGAGGACUCUGACCAGCGACUGUCGGCUUUCCUGCGCUCUGAGGGCCCGGCUUCCAUCAGAAACAGCGAGGAGUCUGAAUAUUCGAGAAGACAAGGCACUUUUCCUGGCCACGAUCGACGCGUCAGUAAUGCGUUGAACGGCAACCCUUAUGCCAAUGGGAAUGGCAACGGCAACGGCAACGAGACAAGCUCUCCAGGCCAUACAGUUACUCGCUCAGAUAUCCGUGCAAGUGCUGUCAGGAUCCUCUACACUUACCUGCUUCCUGGUUCUGAGCGCGAGGUUGUUCUACCAGACAGUAUCGUCAAUGAUAUUGUUCAUAUGAUAGAGGAAGAAGGCAGGGAUGACCCCGAAGUCUUUGAUACUGCAAAGGACUACGUCUUCCAGGCCAUGGAGAGAGAUGCUUUCCCUGGCUUCCUUCAGGCUAAGGCACUCGGCAACUUGGUCCCACCUAGCAUCCUUGCUCGUCUAGUCAUUGCUCUCGUCAGCUUUGGUGCCGGAUUCUGGGCUGGAUUCUUUGUUAUCUUGACUGAUACCCCGCGAAACACUCGUUGCUGGGUAAUCCUUCCAUUUUCGAUUGCUGCAUACUUCCUUUCAUCCUACCAGUACAAGAUUGAUCCAAUUCUUGCGCUCGCCGGAUUAAGCGAGUAUACAUUCAUGAACUGGACACGCAUCCGAGAACCAUACGUCCGCGCUCUCCUCAUCAAGCGAGCCUCAGUCUCCUUACUUCUUGCUGUAGUCAUUGCUCUUGCGCUUUGUCUGCUCUUCAUCCUUGUUCCAGGAACCCGUCUGUAA